Messenger RNA from Diversispora eburnea, 2994 nucleotides. Lineage: Eukaryota; Fungi; Glomeromycota; Glomeromycetes; Diversisporales; Diversisporaceae. The record is from the annotation of a GenBank genome assembly.
AUGAUUACUCCUUCCUUUACGAUCACUCAGAAUAAUACGUUCGUUUCGAUUCAUCUAAAGGUGCCACACGUUAAAGCGUCAGAAGUCGAGCUCUAUUGUGAUGGACCUGACUUUACUUUCCACGCUAGACCCUAUUAUUUACGUCUUCAUUUUCCAGGUGAUUUAAUAGAAGAUGAACAUUAUGAUGUAGAUUAUACUGAGCUUGAAGAAGAAGAAUUGACAAAGAAAUUAUCUGAAAAUAUUAAAUUUGAUGAAAAUAAUUCUGAAGGGAAAAGAAUUUUAAAAUUAAUUGAAAGAGGAUAUUUCACACAUGUGCAAGAAACUUGUAAUGAAAUCAUAGAAAUUUCUGAUCCGGAGAAUUCUACUCUUGAAUCUCGUCGUCAAGAACGAAUUAAAGCCGAGAAUGAAAGAUUUAAUCCUGAUCACUAUAUUGCAGAUUUUAUGUGUGAUCAAGAUAUGAAACAUGUUAUAAAUUAUCAGACUAAAUGGGAUAUUAUACUUCAACAAAUCCAACAACAGAACAAAAAUUUGGAUAUAGAAUGUGAAGAAAUAAAUGAAGGAGAAGUGAUAUCAAUGAAGAAAAACAAUCACACAAUUGAUAUAAAUGAUAUUAAUGACAUUAAUGAUAUCAAAAAUGAUAUUAAUGAAAUAUUGAAUAAAUUCACCAACAAAGAAAAUGAGCAGAUGAUAAAGUUACCAAAUAAACAAUAUCUUUUACGAAAUGUGACAUCAAUAUAUUUUGGACUUGUUGAUUUAUUGUUUGCGUAUAGUUAUCAUAAUAGAAUAUAUGAAGGUGAAAUUAAUGUGGAAUCCGCGUGGACAAUAGGAAAAAUAAGUCCUACGAUAUCAUGUCUUGAAAGGUUUGGAAAACUUAAUGAAACAAUAAUCCCAUUAUUUCGAAGAUCUCUAGCAUAUCCAUAUUAUCGAAAUUUUGAAUUAUCCAAAAAAUGCUUGGAAGAUGUAUACAUCAUUCUGAAAUUAGGAAGAAGAGCGAUAUUAAAAGUAUUAUUGGAAUUAAAAGAUAUUUUUGAUCAUAACGAUGUUUAUUACAUUUAUUCAAAGAUAUGGUUAGAUGAUUAUUGUAUUUGGUGUCAAACUAAAGCUAGAGAAGAACGGAAACAAGUUUUUAGCCAUGCGACAUCUGAAGCGACAAAAGAGAAACCAAAUCGUAAGGAGAUGAUUGACGAUCUCGUUAAAAAUUUGCUUCAAGAUAAAAAUCAAACUCAAACUGAACGUUCAAUCAAGAAUGAAGAUUCAGAUGGGGGAAGUGGUGGUUCAGGUUCAGAGAGAGUUUCAACUUCUACAUCUGUUUCGAUUUCCACACAUUUUUCUAUAUCAUCUCCGAGUUCUUCUGUGCCUCAAAGUCCACAAGUGACAACUCCUCACGGUUGUCGUUUCAUUCCAGAAUUUGUUUCUUUUGAAGCAGUUGUAUUAGACAUUGCGCCAAAGGAAAUAGUUUUAUAUAAUAAAGAAGUACAGACUAAUGAAAAUUCAUUUGGGCCACCACCACCAAAUGAAAGAGAAAUUCGUGAAAAAAUAUUAAAAGAACUAGAAGAAAAAGAAAAACAAAGACUAAUUGAAUUAGAAGAAGGACGUUUGAAAAUUGAAGCCGAAAAGAAGAAAAAUCAAAAACUCAAAGGUGAUGAUCGAAUAAAUAAUUUGCAUAUUCCUGAUGAAAAUAAAAGUAAAAUCCUCAAUUCAUUGGAAUUCGCCGAAUUUAUUGAUCAUUCUACUAAAAUUGUGGAGAGAGCACUUAAUGAAAAUUAUGAUUUCAUGAAAGAUUAUAGUGUCAUUAAAGAUGUUGAGAGUGAUGAGAAAUCUGGAUCUCGUAUUAAAUUAUUAUGUUCAUUUUUCGAUGAUCGAUGGAGUAAAAAUCGUUCUGUUACUGAUGUAAAUUGGUCACGUAAGAAUCCAGAACUUGUUGUUUCAUCAUAUAAUAAGAAUCCAAUCGCGAUGAAUGAACCUGAUGGUGUUGUAUUAGUUUGGAAUUUACGCUUGUUGGAACGUCCGGAAUAUAUAUUUCAUUCUCAGUCGGACGUACUUACAACGUCAUUCUCAGAAUUUCAUCCUACCAUCAUUAUCGGUGGUACAUAUUCCGGUCAAAUAGUUCUUUGGGAUAUGCGAGCCAAAUCUUUACCGGUUCUCAAAUCACCUUUAUCCGCCAAUGGACAUACUCAUCCGGUAUAUUCAAUGCAGAUGGUGGGUACCCAAAAUGCCCAUAAUCUCGUUACCGCCAGUACCGAUGGUUUAGUAUGUUCUUGGCAAUUGGACAUGUUGGUUCAACCACAAGAACAUUUAGAAUUAGUUUUUGCGGAACAUAAUAAAACUGAAGAAGUUUCUGUUACCGCGCUUGGCUUUCCUGAUAAUGAAACUGCUGCAUUUUGGGUUGGUACGGAAGAAGGAAAUGUUUAUCAAGCUAAUCGAUAUGGACGAGCUGGCGGUAAAGCCGGUAUAAAUCCAUAUGAUUUUUACAAAGGACAUUGUGGACCAAUUACUGGCCUUCAUUUCCAUCCAUUAUUUGGUCCAGUUGAUUUUUCGGAUUUAUAUUUGACUUCAUCAGUAGAUUGGACUAUAAAAUUAUGGAGAGCCAAAUCAAUUUCAAAACCUUCAACAUCGAUCCAGAAUAUAUUACCUUUACAUUCUUUCGAUGAAGCUGAUGAUUAUGUAUAUGACGUUAAAUGGUCACCUUGUCACCCGGCUCUUUUUUCUUCUGUCGACGGAACCGGUAAAUUUUCUGUAUGGAAUUUGAAUGUUGACAAGGAGGUACCAAUUGUGAGCACGCAAGUGGGACAAGGUAAAGCUUUAAAUAAAAUUCAAUGGGAUAAUGAAGGACGAAGAACGGCCAUUGGAUCAUCAGAUGGUAGAGUUCAUAUCUAUGAUAUAGGCGAGCUAUCUAAACCAAGAAAUGAUGAAUGGAAUCUUUUGCAAAAAACAAUAUCAGAAUUAUCUGAAUCCACGGAAAGUCACGGAAUAAAAUUUUCUCUUUCAAAGUAA